Messenger RNA from Ilyonectria robusta, 3648 nucleotides. RefSeq names its product kinase-like domain-containing protein. Gene Ontology annotation, biological process: protein phosphorylation. The record is from RefSeq and is a predicted model, not a curated record. The transcript is spliced from 9 exons. Lineage: Eukaryota; Fungi; Ascomycota; Sordariomycetes; Hypocreales; Nectriaceae. The coding region runs from base 269 to 3556 and encodes 1095 amino acids. Gene Ontology annotation, molecular function: protein kinase activity.
CGGCGAGCCAGUCGAGCUAUAGCCAUGCGUACCUCGGCUUGUCAGAAUGGCGACCGAGCAUCAGUCAGUCCCCUCAACGUCACGGAAAUAUGUAGAGGCCAUCCCUCAAUCCCAGACUUUCAAACUGGGGGUUCUGGCCUAGACUUUUACUUGCGCCUUCUUUGUUUCGCUCUGUGCUAUUUAGACUGCUCGUGCUGCAGCGAGACCGCCCGUGGCCAGUAUCCAUCCAGAGCACUUCCAUCGCAAACAAGGGAGAAUCACCGCCAUCAUGGCUGGCAGGGUACGACAGCCCAUCGACGAGGCGGCCUUUGGGAAAUAUAUCUCUGAGAAUGUGCCCGCGAUCAAAACUCCGUUCGACUUGAAGCAGUUCGGCUUCGGUCAAUCGAAUCCCACGUACCAGAUCACGGCCGCCGACGGCCAGCGCUUCGUGAUGCGCAAGAAGCCGCCGGGCAAGCUGCUUUCCAAAACCGCCCACAAGGUCGAGCGCGAGUACCGCGUCCUGCACGCCCUCGAGCACACAGACGUCGCCGUCCCCAAGACGUAUGGCUUGUGCGAGGAUGAAUCCAUCAUCGGCACCCCGUUCUACAUCAUGGAGUUCCUGGACGGGCGCAUUUUCGAGGACUUUACCAUGCCCGGCGUCAGCCCCGCAGAGCGCGAGGCCAUGUGGCGCGACGCUGUGAAGACGCUGGCGCGGUUCCAUGCCGUCGACUACAAGAAGGUCGGGCUGGAGCGGUUCGGCAAGCCGGCUGGGUUCUACAACCGCCAGAUCCAGACCUGGAUCACCAUCUGCGGGAGUCAAGAGAAAGCGGUUGAUGUCGAGUCCAAAGAGCCCGUGGGAAAGCUGCCGUACUUUGAUGAGACGGUGCGCUUCUUCAAGAACGAGCGUUUGCAGCCCAAGGACCGGGCGACACUGGUGCAUGGUGACUACAAGAUCGAUAACCUGAUCUUUCAUAAGACGGAGCCGCGGGUUAUCGGCAUUCUAGACUGGGAGAUGUCGACAGUGGGCCACCCUCUCUCGGACGUGUGCAACAUGAUGACCAACUUCUCCACGGCGCAGUACGAGGGCGCGUCGCCCUACGACACGUCAGGCUUCCUCCCGGGACGGACGCCGGGGCUCCCGCGGCCGGAGCAGAUCCUGGAGUGGUACACGGAGACGAGCGGCUACGACCCGCGCGCGGAGGUGCCCUGGGGCAUGGCGUUCAACAUCUGGAAGCUGGCGGCGGUGUGCCAGGGCAUCGCGGCGCGGUAUGCGGCGCGGCAAGCGAGCAGCGAGAAGGCCAAGCACCACGCCGUGACGAGGGGCCCAAUGGCCGAGUUUGCGUGGGCGUUGGCGAAGAAGGCUGGUGCUGGGGAGACGGGGUCGAGGUUGCACCUACCUACCUAUUUCUUACAGGACCAGCGCAGGCGUAUCCGGCUGCCCACGCCGCCUGCGCCGGCCGAUGAGCGGCGGCCGCUGUUGAGCAGGCUCAGCACCGGCGUUGGCGUCGAGAAUCCAGAGACGCUGUACAGCUGCAUGACGGAUCCUCACAGCCAUCUGCCCGUCUACACCAACAUCCACCGCAUCCGUCGCGACAUCAUCAGCGUCGUCGAGGACUUUCUGAGCCUGGAGCAACUGCAGGACCUCAAGAUCAAUGUCACCGUCGUGAGACCGCUCGUCGACAAGUUCUACGGCCUGGAGGACAUCUCAAUUAUCUACUGCAUGCUGGUCAACCGCGCCCAGUUCCUCGAGGAGCAAUCUCACCUGAACAACCGCCACAAUGUAAACUUCUCGCGGGCCACGCUGUGCGAGCUCAUCGCCACACGCAUCCUCCGCCGCUUCGGUGAGAACCAUCCCGGACCUGAAGGCCUCCUAUUGCUGGCGCACAUUCUCGUUGCCGGCUUCGAGCCGUUCCAGAACGCGCCAGAUGAGAUCCGCGAGGAGGCUGAGCGCACCACCUCAUGGACCCAUCACAAGACGCUGCCGUCGCUCGAGAUCGCCAUUGUGACCGAGAGCAAGCUCUUUUUGAGCUCGACAACCUGCCAAAAGGUCGUCAACGCCAUCUACGAGGGCCGCAUCGUCUACACCCCCUCAACCUUUUGGGAUAUCAUCCCGGACCACUACAAGCUGAAGCCCAUCGCCCUAUACGACCCCCGUGACUCGCCCCUGCUGAACCAGUACCGUCUCAUUGUUCCCCGGACACGAAACAUUCUCGAGUCCAUUCAGUUCACUAUCCUCCUCACUCUCUACAUUGCCGUCAUGGUAUUCAGGAGAAAGGACGGCUGGAGUGCGCUCGAGAUCGCAUUUGAUGUCUUUGCGUUUGGAUGGGCCUUGGAUCAAUUUGCGACUAUCCUGGCACAUGGCUGGAAUGUCUACACGCAAAACCUGUGGUCGUUUCUUGACGUUGCCUUCGUCCUUAUAUACUGGGUCUAUCUCACCCUCCGACUAUAUGGUUGGCAUACGCACGACCUGGGGCCUGCUGAGCAGGCCUACGACGUGCUAGCUCUCGCUGCUCCUGUUCUGGUUCCUCGCCUGGCGUUUAAUCUGCUGCGGGAUAACCUCGUAUUUUUGGCAUUGAGGUCCAUGAUGGCCGAUUUUUUCUUCCUGACAGCCCUCUCCGCCUGGUGCUUCCUCGGUUUCUUGCUCUCGCUGCUCUGGCUUGGCGAGGGAAAUCACCAGCUUGUAACCAUCUCCAAAUGGAUGAUUUACAUAUGGUUUGGGCUCGACGCCACAGGAAUUCAUCGUUCGACUGAGUUCCAUUGGCUCCUGGGACCAAGCGUCAUGGUGGCAUUCGCAUUCCUAGGAAACACCUUGUUUCUUACUAUCCUGGUUUCCAUGUUAUCCAACACAUUUAGCAACAUCUCCACCAAUGCCACCGCUGAGAUCCAGUUCCGCCGAGCUGUUCUCACCCUCGAGGGUGUCAAAGCCGACGCCGUAUUUGCUUACCAACCCCCAUUCAACAUUGUCGCCGUCUUCUUGUUUGUGCCGCUCAAGUUCAUUGUGAGCCCGCGAUGGUUCCACAAGAUCCACGUUGCAGCAGUCAAAUUCAUCAACCUGCCCCUUCUGCUCAUCAUCGCUGUUGCCGAACGUCGCUUGCUCUGGCCCCCUCGCCAGAUCAAUGAGCCUAGACCGGAGUUGAAGACGCCGCCGACAAAGAGCCGGUUUUGGAAGAAGUGGCGGUUGACCGUCCACCGGGAUAUCCGAGCCGUGUUCCAGGUCCCACCUCCGGACGAAGUCCAGAGCGACAUUGCAGUUGAUGAUGAUCUGACUCACCACCUCAUCCGCAGGCAAUUCCAGCGGAGUAACACAAACGAACCACAGCCAAAGCAGCUAUCACGCAGAGACUCCAUGUUCCCGGGCAUUUCGCAGAAGCUGCGGGGCUCAUUCACCGAAACGGAAGACCUCGAGGGCAUGGCGGAGAGGCUUGAUAACAUGGAGCAAUCGAUGCGUCGGAUGGAGGCUAUGAUGGCACGGUUGCUGCCUGAUAUCGAGGAGGCGAUCGAGGACGAGAUGGACGAGAGUGGGACAUUGAGGGACGCGACUACAACGCAGUCGUCGUUAGGGGAGAUGGUAGAAUAACUUGGAUAAACAUUGUCAUGGCGUUUGAUACCCAUUUCUCUCAGAAUAUCUAGUAAAACCAAGAAUGAAUAGAGCAACUACCCAUGCAUUUG